AUGUCGAUGGCUAUCUUUGCAGCAUGCACAGCCUGCGAUCAUUGGCGUUGUACCAACUGCAUUUAUACCUGUCUCCCAAAGUCAACGCCGGAUCAGAACUUUGAGCGUAAUUCGAGGUCUGUACCGCGGCCAGAGGAAAACCUUUUACCAUCACAUCAGACAACACCAGUGCCUUUGAGUGAAGAGAGCCGUGAACCGACAGCCAGGAUUCAAAAUCGUGCAAUCACAGACUUGGAUCUCUUUGCAAGACAGUUUUCCAACCCAGCGUUCAUUGCGAGAGAUCAUACGCCCACCAAUUUUAUAGCCAAUGGCAACAUGGCACCAGUUCCAGAAUCAUCCGCAUCCAGGGUAACUCAGGCACGGCCUCAUCUUGGAAGCACGAGGUCUCACGAUAAGCUCUCAGUCUCUGUCACACCAUCAUUAGAACCAUCUCCGGAACUGCCACAUGACUCCAUGGAACACCUCAUUCCAUUGUUUGGUCAAGCUCUACUUGAAAAGUCUGGGGCUUGUGUAUGGGCGGGAUUUGCAAUUGAAAAGUAUUCCACAGACUUCCUCAGGGCGACAAUGGGAGCUAUAUUGGGGACUUACUCAGACGAGCUCCAGUCCUCCACACUGUUAACGCCCAUGAACGAAAUUGUGGAAGCGGCCGAUUUCAUUCGCAAGGUUCAACUCAAGAUUAUUCACUUCAUUCACAAGAAGUUGACCUCCUUUCCGCUAGCAUCGACUUCAACGACUUUGCCCUUUCACGAGUUCAGCGAACAUGAGUCACUCUCUGACACAUUUGAUUUACUCUACCAGAGUGAUCCUCAUGAAAUAGUCGAUGCCGUGAGAGACGAUCACACAUCUGGAAACGAGAUGGAAACAGAAUAUUCUGUUAUGCACGAUUCAAUUCAUUCAUUUCAAGACCUUAUCUCGUGCGAACCUUUCCAGAAUCUAGUGCAAUCCUUUCGUCGAGCGCUUUACUAUGACGAACGCCUAGCUAACAGCUCAAUAGCAAGUCGGAUCCAAGAUUUUUCUCGGAGUGAACCCCAUCAUGCACUCCAGCAUGAUCAGGUCAUCUCAAGGGAGAACCAGGAGCUUUAUUCCGCCCACUUUCACAUGGAUUGGGAUAUUCUGCAGUACCUCGACAACGAAUUUGGCAAUCGCCGACAACGAAUUGGAGAUAUCAUUGUCUUAACAGGAUCUGCAUUGUAUGCCCAUGCAACUACAUGUUCGGAAUAUCUCAGGGUCAAUUGGCCACGUUCUGGCAUGAGGCUCCUCUCGGCUCUACAGAAGGCAGUUUUUGAAGGCCUCACUCCAGCUGGGAAGAUUGAGCAUGUAGACCAUCACGAUUUGGCCCAGGAUGACUCUUCAAUCUCGGUCAAAAUUUCUGAGCGAUACAGUGAGGCACCAGCUUCCAUCGUACAGGUACAUUGCCUUGCAACGAAGCAAAUGCUCGUCGAAAUUGCUCAACAAUUAUCUUGGAUUGGAGCUGCGUUGAACACUCCACCCUACGAACACAGAGUCGCCUACUGUAAAGCUGCUUUUCAAACCCUCCCACCAGAGGGAGCCUUCCCUUUCGUCAACUUCGCUCUGAAAUUCGAGUUUGACGUUCUACACUCGUCCGAGGAGAUUUGUUGGCUGAGCCACUUCCGUGGAGCGACUAUCGCUCGAGAUUAUCCGAUACCUGCACGCCAAGACGAGAUGGGCUUAGAGGUGUCUCUGGAAGUGAUGGCAGCGAUAGUGGGUGCCAGCCACGUGGUGGAAUAUCAAGGUGGUGUGGUUCUGAAGGGAUUUUCCAGUAUGCUCUUACCAAUCAGGUGCAAUGGUGAUAUUGUACAGUGGCAUCUUGUCGGUAACCCGGAUUUUGAGCACCGGCUGUCAUAUCAUAAGGCACUCACCCUCUGCAAGAGCCGAGCAUAUCUGAACGAGGUAAAUCUUGAAACCGCACGACAAGCAAGAGCGAUUGUCGGAUGGCAUCCUAAGGUCCACUCCCUGCUAGGAUCCGACGAAGCUAAAUACGAAAACAUCUCAUACUCGAAGGCUCAAGGCAUUCAGUCUUCGCUGAAAUUCACAGGAGCUGGUUUGGGCUUCCAACAAAUCGGAUUGGCCGAACUCAACUUUGCCUUAGGACCUAAAGCUGACAAGUGUCACAUCGAACGCGCUGGCCCGUAUAAUAGAAUAGUCUCAAUGGCAGAAAGGACCCCGAUCGUCCUUUACGACACUAUCGAGAGAAGAGCUUGGCUUGUUCCGACAUCCGAGGUCAUUCUCCACCUGGCACAUAGUCGAAACCAAGACGAGCCAUUCGAAAUUAAUGGGCAGCCAGUUAAGUUGUUCUCAGCCGAACCAUCAGGAUUAUGUGCCAAAGAGGCACUGUUAAGAGGAGCAUCUGUCGAUCUGUCAGACUGUGAGACAUACACAUUCAGAGACCUGGUGCGGAGACUAUGGUCUAUUCUCGAAUUCUUGCUGGACCAAAAUGUGACAGAAGAUCAAGCAGCUGGCAUGACGGUGCCCACCAAUUUAAAGGAGACCAUUCAGGGUUUUGAAUUCAAAGCUGUCGUUGAAGAGCAAUCACCCCUUCGGAGAAAACAAUGGACCAUUGACAAAACAACAAGUGGCGGUUGGCCUGCCCUAAUCCGUGAAAGUGACGCCUUGGUGCUAUUUGCAAGCGGACUGGGGGACAUUAUCAAACCAUUUUCCGAAGAUGAACAGCCGAUAUGUACGGUUUGGCGCACGGUCCCAAAGUUCAAAGACUACCUUGCAACCAGUGUUAAGGUUCUGAAGCAACUCUAUGAUGUCGCCGGCUCUUCUCUCGAUCGUACGUACUUAACCACCUCACAUUUACAAUGGCAUCGAGGAGACUCUUUCCUGUUCGAACCUUGCAGAACGCUAGCAUCCCAUCCUGUGUAA
Messenger RNA from Exophiala bonariae, 2889 nucleotides. RefSeq lists its product as uncharacterized. NCBI's taxonomy places the organism in Eukaryota, Fungi, Ascomycota, Eurotiomycetes, Chaetothyriales, Herpotrichiellaceae. The transcript has a single exon. The record is from RefSeq and is a predicted model, not a curated record. Bases 1 to 2889 code for a protein of 962 amino acids.